GAGCGAAUCAGAAAGCAGACUGCUACUGGAGCCCCCGGUGGGGAGAGUGGUGUUAUGGAGGAGGAAACGGAGCACCGGGGCAGGCCAGGGCCCAGCGGAAGGUUGGACAUGACCCACGGCUUCGUCCAUCACAUCCGCCGGAACCAGAUGGCGCGAGAUGAUUAUGACAAGGACAUGAAAGAGAAAGCUAAAGAGAAGCAAAGGAAAAGGUACACCCCAAGGCCUUCACGCCCCAAGAAACCGGACAUACAGGUUUACCACCCCCGUCAGAGAGAAAGUUCCCACCCCAGUGCAGGUCUGGCUGAGGAUGACAUUAGUGAGAGCAGUUCCAGUACGGACCCGGAGCAGCUUGGAAAUCAGCUCUUCUGUCUGGAGUUUGAGGCCGAUGAUGGGGAGGUCACCUCUAUCGUUGUGUAUGAGGAUGAUGAUGCUGAGCAGGUUGCAACAAAGAUAUCCGUUCAGAACCAGCUGGAAGCCAGCAUGAAAGAAGCCCUUAAAAGAAGGAUCCAGGAAGAAAUCACCAAGAGAAGAGUUCACCGCUGACUUCUGUUUACUAGAAAAGAGUGCAAAUCAACAAUUGCAUCUGCCGUGGUUA
Messenger RNA from Nanorana parkeri, 595 nucleotides. It is a transcript of the gene CUNH2orf68, whose product is annotated as chromosome unknown C2orf68 homolog. The coding region runs from base 55 to 543 and encodes 162 amino acids. Lineage: Eukaryota; Metazoa; Chordata; Amphibia; Anura; Dicroglossidae. The record is from RefSeq and is a predicted model, not a curated record. The transcript is spliced from 4 exons.